AUGUCUCAUAUUAUUGCACAUGAUAUAAAUAAAAAGCCAAGGACAAGAGAUAUUAAAAUUCAAGAAGAUGUUACAUUCUUUCAAAUGGGUUUUUCUCAAAAGAUUUUAGAUGGACUAUCUGUUUGUGGUUUUCAAAAGCCUUCACCUGUACAGUUAAAAGCAAUUCCAUUAGGACGAUGUGGUUUCGAUUUAAUAGUACGUGCUAAGUCAGGGACUGGUAAAACCUUGGUAUUUUGUGUAAUAUCACUUGAAAUGAUUGAUAUAGAAGUAUCAUCUGUACAAGUAUUAAUAUUAGCUCCUACCAGAGAAAUUGCUGUACAAAUUUCAGAAGUUUUUUCAUCUGUAGGUUGUGAGAUUAAAGGUUUGAAAGUUGAAGUAUUUAUAGGAGGAAUAGCUAUAGGUAGUGAUAAAAAGAAAUUAAAUGAUUGUCAUAUAGCUGUUGGGGCCCCAGGUAGAAUUAGACAUUUAAUUGAUAAAGGAUUCUUAAAAGUUGAAAAUGUUAGGUUGUUUGUUCUUGAUGAAGCAGACAAAUUAAUGGAAACCAGUUUUCAGAAAGAUAUUAAGUAAGUUAAGAAUAAAAUUUGAAGAAUUAUUAAUAAUUCAAGUGCUACUUAUCCAGGAGACUUAGAAACAUUUUUGGGUAUGUACAUGUGUUCCCCAGUACAAGUGUCUCCAGAUAAUGAUGAAUCAGUACUUAUUGGACUUAAACAGUUUAUAGCAAUUGUUCCAUCUCAUCCAAAUGCCAUGAAACAGGUUCAAAUAAAAGUAGAGGAAUUAAUAAAAAUAUUUAAGAAAGUUCCAUUUAAACAAAGUUUAGUUUUUUCAAAUUACCAAUCAAGAGCUCAAUCAGUAUGUAACAAAAUCAAUUUUUUGGGGUUUACAGCAACCUAUAUUGCUGGAAACCAAGAUAUGAGUAAAAGACUUGAAGCAAUUAAUAAAUUGAAAAUGUUUAAAUGUAGAAUAAUGUUAACCACUGAUUUAACCGCAAGAGGUAUAGAUGCCGAUAAUGUAAAUUUAGUUGUAAAUCUUGAUUUACCCAUAGAUGCACCAACAUAUUUACAUAGAAUAGGAAGAGCUGGACGUUAUGGAUCUUAUGGCAUCUCUAUAACUAUAAUUGCGGAAAAUGAAUUUGAAACAUUAAAACAAUUAUUAACAUCUGUGGGAGGUCCAAACUUUUAUGUACUUAAGCUUCCAUCAAAUUAUUCAAAUGACAUUUGGACUACACCCACUACGAAGUUUGAGAAAUUUUAUGCAAAGUCUGAUGCUUGUACUAUAAAUCAACAUGAAGUUAAGCUUUUCACUAAAGCUAUAAAUGAUUUACCCGUAACUAAUACUAAUAUGGAAUUACAAAAUAAUAUAAGUUCAGAAGAUAAUGAGGUAGUAAGUAAUAUAAAGAAAGAUGGUACAAAUAACACACAAUUUUCUAAUGAGGAGAAAGUGAAGAGUAAUAUAGUUGAACCUGUUGAUAAUUUUCAUAAAGUUAAACACAAUUUUACACUACACUAUUCGACGAAUAAUCUUUCUAAUUGGCAGAAACUUAAUGAAAAUGUAGUGUUUGAAGUGGAUUUAUCGAAUAUCAAAGAUAAUUUAUCCAGUUCUGACAUUGACACAAUAAUUGAACAUACGAAGUAUAGUUUUCAUGACAAAAAUGUAGAAGAAAAUUCCUCAUAUCUUAAUUGUAUUAGUACUAAUUUAGAUGUUGAAAAUACGAUUUCAAGAAAUAUUAUAUUUGACAAAAUGCAGAACACAGAUUCAACACAGGUAGCUCAUUGCAAGGAGAAUAGUACUAUAAGUACUGAUACUUUAACAAUGUCAAAUGAAAUGCAAGAUAGUACCGAUGUUUCCGUUAUAGAAGAAUUACAUUCUCAUCUUUUGGAAUACACGAGAAAUUUGAAUAAAUUUAAUAAUGAAUUAUCUUCAAAUGAUGAGGAAGUAUUACUAAAACAAGCAUUUGCAUGGAAACAAAAACUUGAUUUUGAAAUUAAAUUAUUAAUGAAUACAACGAAAUUGAUGAAAGAAUCUAUUCAAAAAUUCAUAUAUCAACAACAUAUUAAUAUGCUUAAAAUAUUUUAUAAAAUACAAAAACAAGCUCUUUUGUGCGUUUAUCCCGAAAUACGAAAUGAUGACGAAAUAAAUGACACUUAUUUAUACUCUGCAAGCACUAUAGGUGAAAAUGUACUAGAAAUGUACAAAGGAAUAGAAGAUUUCAAAAGUUCUCAUCGAAUAUCUGGAGAAAAAUUCAGUGCAUACUUUCCAUAUCCUGUUAAAGCAGAUUCACAUAUGCCAAAUCUUAUGAUCUCCAAAAUAGAUACAGAAAAUUAUCUUAAUGCAUUGCAGUAUUUAUACUCGAAUCCUUGCCCUAGAGAAACGUUGUUACAAAUAAUAGAUAUUGUAACAUUUAUUAAUAAAACCAAACAAUGCAAUUUGAUAAAAAAAUUAGAAGCUUUAAAAAAUUCGUCAUUAGAUAUAUUGUUGGCAACAAUACAAAGUGAACUAUUCAGCAAAGAAUUAGACGAAAACAAAUGUACAGAGGAAGAAGUUAAAUCAUUAAAAUAUAUUGAUAAUACAAAUCAAAUUAAAAAUGUUAAUGAUUCAGAAGAUUAUGUUUUGCAUAAUCAACUUGCAGAUAUUCAAAACGUAAACAGUAAUAUUGAAAAGAAUAAUGUCAUUGCAAAUAAAGAUAAGUGUAAUAAAAUAAGUAAUAAUUACAGUUCUUCUAAUGAUUCUAAUAAUUCAAUAUCAAUGGAAUCAGCAGAGGAUAAUUUUAUUAAAAUACAAAAAUUUGCAAAUACUGUAAGUUAUAACAGAAGUAGCAGUACAUCAAGUACUACUUUAAGUGAAAAUGAUGAUGUUAAAGAACAUAAAUCCAAUGGAAAAGUACAUACCAAAAAUAAAUUUCAUAAGUGGAAAAAGAUUCAAAAACAAGGAAGUACUACUAUUAGAGAGAAAGGAAUACAACCUAAGACUCAAAUACAAUUAGAUUCAUCAUCAAGAUCUAUGACAAAUUCUUUUAGCUCAACUCCAAUCAAAACAAAUUUAUGCAUAAAAAACAGUCAAGGAGUUCAAUACAUAAGUAAUCUUCCACAAGCAUAUGUAGAUAAUGAAUCACUAAGUUCCGAUUCUACUAAUUCAGAACUCCAUGAAAGUCAAAAUUACAUUGCUCAGAUGAACUUACAUUAUACUUCUCUAUCAAAUGAUAAAGUUGCAACUAGUACAAUUAACGUUUAUAUUAAUGAAAUUGAAAUUGAUCAGUUUUUGUCAUCGUUAAGGGCUGAAACUGAUCGACUGCAUUUAGAACUUUAUACAUCGGAAAUGCUUCAGAAAUCAGUGAAAAAUGAUAGUUAA
Habropoda laboriosa is the source of this 3345-nucleotide messenger RNA. Its product is annotated as ATP-dependent RNA helicase DBP4-like. Lineage: Eukaryota; Metazoa; Arthropoda; Insecta; Hymenoptera; Apidae. Gene Ontology annotation, cellular component: SMN complex. The record is from RefSeq and is a predicted model, not a curated record. Gene Ontology annotation, molecular function: ATP binding; RNA helicase activity; RNA binding. Gene Ontology annotation, biological process: spliceosomal snRNP assembly.